This is a messenger RNA of Stylophora pistillata, 3391 nucleotides long. Its product is annotated as kelch-like protein 28. Gene Ontology annotation, molecular function: protein binding. The record is from RefSeq and is a predicted model, not a curated record. NCBI's taxonomy places the organism in Eukaryota, Metazoa, Cnidaria, Anthozoa, Scleractinia, Pocilloporidae.
CAUAUUCCCCGCAAUUAGCCGCUGUCCAGUCAGGUGUCUGGCAAUGAGUUCUUGAAAGGAGGCUUCAUGGAGGGGUUCACGGCUUGUUUUGGUUUGGGGUUGUAGGCGUUUUCUUUCCUCAAGUUCGCAUUAAGGCCGAGAAAUAGAAGGAUUUCAGGACGAUGGUUAAUGAAUCUGAGGUUAAUCAAGGUACACCUGAAAUUGUUCAUUCAAAUCAACUGCUCAAGGGAUUGAAUCAACUUCGGCAACGACGUGAACUGUGUGAUGUCGAACUGUGUGCCGGAAAAAACAGAGUUUCAGCUCAUCGUGUUGUCCUGUCAGCCUGCAGUCCUUACUUUAAUGCUAUGUUCACAGGAAAGCUUCUUGAGAGCCAGAAACAAGUCAUCUAUUUGAAAGAUGUCGACGAAAGUGCCCUCCAUAUUCUGGUCGAUUUUGCUUACACCGGAAAAGCUCAAGUUACACACGAAAACGUCCAAGUUUUGCUGCCAGCUGCCAACAUGCUGCAGUUAAACAGGGUCAAGGAGAUAUGCUGUCUCUUUCUAAGCCAACAGCUUCAUCCUAGUAACUGUUUAGGAAUCAGUAAGUUUGCGGACGCGUACUCAUGUCAAAGUCUGCAGAAAAGGUCUAGGAAGUACAUUCAAGAUCACUUCCAAGAAGUUAUCCAGUACGAGGAAUAUCUCCUCUUGUCACCAUGUCAGCUAACAGACUUACUCCGCGACGAUAACCUAAACGUUGUUUCAGAACAAGUUGUGUUCGAAGCAGUUCUUUCUUGGAUUAAACACAAACUCCAGGAGAGAAUAUCGCUUCUUGGAAAACUACUUCAGAACGUCCGUUUACCCUUGUUGACAUCGCGUUUUCUUACACUGAGCUACGAGACAAAUGAACUUAUUCGGGCAGAUGGAGCAAGCCAAGUUUUGUUACAUGAUGCAUUGAAGUACAGACAUAUUAAAGGGAAGUGCCAUUCUUGCAGCACCACAGUCAUCCCUCGACGUGCGCCGAAGCGAAUCUUUGCCUUGGGAGGUAAAAAUGGCCUUUUUGCAACUUUGAGUAGUGUAGAAUAUUAUGAACCUGAGAGGGACAGAUGGAUCGAAGUGUCCAGCAUGAAUCUUAGAAGAUUCGAGUUUGGAGCAGCAGUAUUAGACGGUAAACUCUAUGCUGUGGGUGGCCUGGUCUGUGGUGUUGGUGUCCACAGUGGAGCACCUUUCAGAUAUUGUGACAAUGGAAGUGAGUGCUUUGAUCCUGAUACAGGGCAGUGGAGCAGAGUACCUCCUAUGAAUCACUGUCGCAGCAACCACACAGUGCAACCAUUAGGUGGGUACCUAUAUUCUCUUGGUGGUUACGAUGGUAACUCGUACCUUAACACAGUGGAAUGUUACAACAAUCGUACCAAACAGUGGAGUCAUGUGGCGCCAAUGCACUACAGUCGCAGUUGCUUUGCCACAGCAGCAUGUGAUGGAUAUCUUUAUGCUCUGGGAGGAUAUGGGCCAUCUUAUCUUCGAACUGUGGAAAGAUAUGAUCCUGCUUCAAAUUCAUGGGAAAUGAUGCCUGCAAUGAGCACUUACAGAAUCAAUUUUGGUGUUGGAGUUUUGAAUGGAUGUCUUUAUGUUGUUGGUGGUCACAAUGGAGUGUCCCAUUUACGAAGUGUGGAACGUUUUGAUCCAUUGUCAAGUGAAUGGACCAUGGUGGCUCCUAUGAGUCGACCACGAACAGGUCUUAGUGUUGCUGUAUUGAAUGGAUUUCUGUAUUCAGUUGGGGGACAUGAUGGAUCAGGCUACCUCAGCCUUGUUCAGUGCUAUGAUCCAAACACAAAUACAUGGCACAACGUGAAAAGCAUGUGUUCAAGUCGUUGUAGUUUUGGCAUAGCAACACUAUAAAUUUUUGUUACUAAUAAACUAAAUCAUACAGUUAGAACACUUGUUACUAAUGGAGAGGAAAUAAUUCUAGGAAAUUUCUAGCCUUAAAUAAUUCAGUUAUUUGCAAAAUGGUAAAUAUAUAAUUUUAUAAGCUUUAUUUUUUUUUCUGACGCUCUUGAAUUAAAACACUUAUUAGUAACCAAUUGCAAAUAUUGGAACUUUCUCAGCAACAAACUGAGGGUUACAAAUAUAAAAAUCUCAGCUUUUAUUCAUUUAAGGAAAGGGUUUCUCGGGUUAUUUGAAAAUAACACUUAAUUAAAAAAAUUAAAGGAUAUCAUUCAUAAACUAAAUUAAUGUAAUUAUAUACAUUGGAUGUGUAUCUAAGCCUGAAGCAGGCAGGCAGCCAGCCAUGUCAAUGAUUGAAACUCUCACCUAGACAAGUUUUAUCUUUCCUAUGGGUCUCAUUAUUAUUUCAUAAAAAUCCAUGAAUUAAGGAGAUUUGACUUUUUUUACAAAAACAAAGGCAGAGUAGUAGAAAUUAGAUUUAUCUACACAAUGUACCAUGCUCAGCAUACUGUACAUCAUUGAUCAGGCAUUAACACAUUUAACAGCUCAAAAUCUCAUUAAGUUAUUUUACUCUGGUUUGUGAAAAUAUGUCAAGUUUCUUUCUGAUUUUGGUGCUGCUAUUUUCCCUAGUUUUUAUUUUCAUGGAUGACACAACUUAUGAAACAAUAUCAACACAAUGUGCUAAUAAUAUUCUUAGUGGUAUAGGUUAAAAUUUUACUUUCAAGUAACACUGAUGUGAAGUUAACUUGAUGUAACAAAUUUUUGUAUCACUUCACACAACUUCUUAGGGAUUAAACUACCUCAUUUGGUUCAUCAUUACUGUCAUGUGAGGAAAAACCCUGGAUUUGGUCUAAUUCUUGCUGUAUUUACACGUUAAUCACAUGAUGUGCUUGGAAGCAGAGAUUGCUGUAUCAGGAGUAGCUGAACUUACGGGCAGGUCACCUGGAGAAAGUAGGGCACUCAUUCUUAUCUAAAUUACUGCUAAAUUUAAUGAAGGGUGUUUCUAAUGGCUAGUUACAGGAAUUGAGAAAUUAGCUCCCUGAUGAGUGUGGGAUGGCAAGUAUAUUCCUAAUUAGUUGAAGGGAUAUAUGCGAGGGCACAUUUUUUUUUUUACUCUUGGCUGAUUCACUGUCCAUCUGGAAUUAUCACAAUAAGUUUGUAGUAACUAUCUCCAUUAUUUCCACCAUAUGACUACAAAUUAGAAAUAAUCGUGGCUGCCGAAUUCAUUUCAUAAGUCUUGCUUGGAUUGGAUAUUAGUGGUGCAGUUUAACGCUAACCGAGACUUCACAACAUUAAUUAGGGAAAAAAAAUUUGUAAUUAUUACAUCCUAUACCUCAGGUGGUUCCGAAAAGAUGGCCAGUUUUUAAUUAAAGGAAAAUACUCUCAACUAAUGUAUAGUAGUGAUUACUAGGCUUCAAGAGUAUCUGUUUUCAUACAAGAAUUUCAAUAAAAUCACCAAUGAAUUCAUCUCA